CACCAAAUAAAACCCAAAACGAAGCUCUCCCCCUCUCUCCUCCCAUCUGAGAAACGCUCUCACCUCCCUUCUCUCUCCGUCUCUGUAAUCACGCCAUCGUAAGGACAGAGGGCCUCCGAAUCAGAUCUCGACCUCCGAUUUUAUCAGGCGUAAUACGCACAUAGGAGUAGUCUAGGGAGUAGGGAGGUCGCCAUGGCUGCUUCGGAAGAGAAUAGUGCGUUGUUCCCAAUUUUCAUUUUGACCAUAAUGGCACUGCCCCUAGUGCCUUAUACAAUUACGAAGUUAUGUCGUGCUGCAUCCAAGAAAACAAAGAGCAUCCACUGUCAGUGCUCUGAGUGCGCUCGGUCAGGAAAGUACCGCAAGUCAAUUUUUAAGCGGAUUUCAAACUUCUCAACAUGGAGUAACCUGACAUUAAUACUUCUCUGGGUUAUCAUGAUAGUCCUGGUUUAUUACAUCAAAAAUAUGAGCCGCGAGAUUCAAGUUUUCGAGCCAUUCAGUAUUCUUGGACUGGAACCUGGAGCUUCUGAUUCAGAAAUAAAGAAGGCAUAUAGGAGACUCUCCAUACAGUACCAUCCAGAUAAAAAUCCAGAUCCAGAGGCCCACAAUUACUUUGUGGAGUUCAUAUCAAAGGCUUAUCAGGCUCUGACGGAUCCAGUAUCUCGUGAGAAUUUUGAAAAAUAUGGCCAUCCAGAUGGCAGGCAGGGGUUUCAAAUGGGCAUAGCUCUUCCUCAAUUCCUGCUACACAUCGAUGGGGCAUCUGGUGGAAUACUCCUACUCUGGAUUGUUGGUAUUUGUAUUCUAUUGCCAUUGCUGAUAGCUGUCGUAUAUCUUUCAAGAUCGGCAAAAUAUACCGGCAACUAUGUCAUGCAUCACACAUUAUCCACUUACUAUUACCUCAUGAAGCCUUCUCUGGCUCCCAGCAAAGUAAUGGAUGUCUUCAUUAAGGCUGCUGAAUAUACGGAAAUUCCAGUUCGCAGAACUGACAAUGAACCCCUUCAGAAGCUUUUUAUGCUAGUCAGGAGUGAGUUGAAUCUGGACCUUAAGAAUAUCAAGCAAGAGCAGGCAAAGUUUUGGAAACAGCAUCCAGCCCUUGUAAAGACAGAAUUGUUGAUUCAAGCACAGUUAACUCGUGAGUCAGCAUCCUUAUCUCCAUCUUUGCAAGAUGAUUUUAGACGUGUUCUGGAACUUGCCCCUCGCCUCCUUGAAGAAUUGAUGAAGAUGGCAGUUAUGCCACGCAAUGCUCAGGGGCAGGGAUGGCUGAGGCCUGCUAUUGGUGUAGUUGAACUUUCUCAGUGUAUCAUUCAGGCUGUUCCUCUUAGUGCAAGGAAGGCAAUUGGAGGAUCCAGUGAAGGCAUUGCCCCCUUUCUGCAGCUGCCGCAUUUUAGUGAGGCGGUUGUAAAAAAGAUAGCCCGCAAGAAGCUGAGAGUGUUUCAGGAGCUUCAGGACAUGUCCGUGGAAGAUCGUGCUGAGGUACUUUCUCAAACAGCUGGAUUCUCAUCCGCUGAAGUCCAGGAUAUUGAAAUGGUAUUGCAGACUAUGCCUUCAAUAUCAUUUGAAGUUAAAUGUGAGACUGAAGGUGAAGAUGGUAUACAAGAGGGUGACAUUGUCACGGUUCAUGCUUGGGUCACACUAAAGCGUGCCAACGGACUGAUUGGUGCCCUUCCCCACGCCCCAUACUUCCCGUUUCACAAGGAAGAAAACUUCUGGUUUUUGCUUGCAGACAGCGUCUCCAAUAACGUUUGGUUUUGGCAGAAGGUAAAUUUCAUGGAUGAAGCUGCAGCCAUUACUGCUGCUUCCAAGGCAAUAGAGGACACAAUGGAGGGUUCGGGAGCAACUAUGAAAGAGACUAGUGCUGCUGUCAAAGAAGCAGUCGGGAAGGUGAAGAGUGGGUCUAGACUGAUAACAGGCAAGUUACCGGCCCCAGGGGAGGGGAAUUACAAUUUGACAUGCUACUGCCUGUGCGACUCUUGGAUUGGUUGUGAUAGAAAGACAAACUUGAAGAUGAAGAUUUUGAAGCGCACACGGGCUGGUACCCGGGGAGGUUUUGUGGCAGAAGAGGGACCAAUUACGGAGGAUGGCAUUGAAGAGGAGGAAGAGAAUGAAGAUGAGGAAUAUGAUGACGAUUAUGAGAGCGAGUACAGUGAAGAUGAGGCGGAUGAACAACACGACAAAAAAGAAGGCCCUGCUACAAACGGCACUGUCGAUAAACAAGGCUCCGGCUCAGAUGGUUCAGGUUCGGAGGACGACUAAAACAAACAAAACUUCACGUAGUUUUCUACUUGGUUUUAUUCGUUUAUCAUUUAUUUGGUGAGAGGAUUGAAAGAGCCACAGGUGAUAGUUACCCUAUUUUCCAUCUUUUAUUUAACAGAUAGUAAUUUUGAUACUACAAAACGUGGGUUCUAAACCAAUUUGACCCCUUUCAGUUAUUUAAAAUUAUAAACCUUUUAAA
Pyrus x bretschneideri (Chinese white pear) is the source of this 2449-nucleotide messenger RNA. RefSeq names its product dnaJ protein ERDJ2A. NCBI's taxonomy places the organism in Eukaryota, Viridiplantae, Streptophyta, Magnoliopsida, Rosales, Rosaceae. Gene Ontology annotation, molecular function: RNA binding; transmembrane protein transporter activity. Gene Ontology annotation, biological process: post-translational protein targeting to endoplasmic reticulum membrane; SRP-dependent cotranslational protein targeting to membrane. The record is from RefSeq and is a predicted model, not a curated record. Gene Ontology annotation, cellular component: Sec62/Sec63 complex.